CCACGGAAGCAGAAAGAGAGAGAGAGAGAGAGAGAGAGAGAGAGAGAGAGAGAGAGAGAGAGAGAGAGAGAGAGAGAGAGAGGUAUAUAAGAAGAGAUGUGUUAGGUGAGAGAGCAUCAGUCUUCGCUCUCACUCACUCACUGGGCCGCGUGCAGAUGGCGUCCCACAAGGCAAUGGUAGUGCUGGCGGUGGUGGCAGUGGCUGGAUUAAUCACCACAGCUGCCGCACGACCCCAGCAGACCAAACCAGGGCACGGGCCACCCCAUGGGCCACCCCGCGGACAAGCUCACGGGCCACCACACACGCACCCCCAGCUAGCUCUCGCGCCCGGCCCUAUCCCACAGCUGCCACCAGUUCACCCCGGCCAGGUCCCAGCGCAUGGACAGUCAGCCAACGCGUUCCUUCAGGGGUUCGCCGCGGGCCAGGGCGCUACAGUGGUACACCAGCCUCCCAGCAUUGAAAUUCUACCCAAUGGACAAAGGGUGGUGCAGCCAGUCAGCCUUGAAGUUGGGCUAGGUCAGGGGCCGCAGCCAAUCAGCUAUGAGAUUCUUCCAGACGGCAGGAGGGUAGUCGCUCCCAUCAGCAUUGAAUUGGGCGUACCUGGGGGGCAUGGCAGGUUUGCUGGGACCCCUGGAGCACCCGCAGGUCAGUUCCAGGGACCUGUUCAGGCUGCAGUGUACCCCGGGGCACCCCAGCCUAACUUCCAGCCCCAGUCCAAUUUCCAGCAAGUCUACCCAGGCGCCCCCGCUCAUGGCUUCCCCCAGACGCAGCAGGGGCACGGGGGAGCAGCGACCCCCUCUGGUACCGGAAAGAACGCGGGAACUGGAAAAGCUUCACCUUGAUCUAACAUAACUUGACUUUUUCUCUCUCUCUCUCUCUCUCUCUCUCUCUCUCUCUCUCUGCUAUCUAUUCCCGCUCCCCGCCACACACGCACGCACGCACGCACGCACGCACAUGGCAGUUCGUUUGUGUGUGUGUAGGUGUGUGUGUAUGUAUGUGUAUGUGUGUGUGUGUGUGUGUGUGUGUGUGUGUGUUCAUCUCACGGUUUUGUUUAGAUGUAUGUUUUUUUAUGGUUACAAUGUUAAAUAAAUAAUGAGACUAG
Molecule: messenger RNA, 1102 nt
Organism: Scylla paramamosain (green mud crab)
Lineage: Eukaryota; Metazoa; Arthropoda; Malacostraca; Decapoda; Portunidae
Product: basic salivary proline-rich protein 3-like
Exons: 2
Coding region: 156-842 (228 amino acids)
Source: RefSeq, a predicted model, not a curated record